Molecule: messenger RNA, 1521 nt
Organism: Diaporthe batatas
Lineage: Eukaryota; Fungi; Ascomycota; Sordariomycetes; Diaporthales; Diaporthaceae
Exons: 3
Coding region: 143-1024 (293 amino acids)
Biological process (GO): U4 snRNA 3'-end processing; rRNA catabolic process; nuclear mRNA surveillance
Cellular component (GO): cytoplasmic exosome (RNase complex); nucleolus; nuclear exosome (RNase complex)
Source: RefSeq, a predicted model, not a curated record
CUUGUGGCAGGCAGGAAGGCCAUUGUAGUCCAAAACCCAGGCAUUCAUUCAGAGCCUAUUGCAAUCAACUCCGUCUGGGCCUGGAACUGGAUAGGCUUUGCUGCUCAACCUCACUCCGCAUCAGAUUCAAAUCCGUCUCAAAAUGGCAGACAGGCGGCGGAUCAACGGUCCCGUUGGCAGCACCUUGACCCCGGUCUUUGCUGGCGACGAGAGCACAGUCUUGUCUGAAAAGCCAGCAGGCAGGACGAGGCCCGUCAAUACGGCCCGGCCCAUAUUCCUCAAGACUGGUGUCACCCCUUCAGCAUCGGGCUCUGCAUACCUCGAAGUGCAGACAUCAGCAAAGCCCGGAGUCUCCGGCCUCAAGCUGAGCUGUACAGUACAUGGACCGAGGGCGCUGCCGAGAUCAAUGCCCUUCUCACCACACAUCAUCCUCACCACUCAUGUCAAGUACGCGCCCUUUGCAACGAAGCAGAGGAGGGGCUAUCUGAGAGACUCAACCGAGCGGGAUCUCAGUAUUCAUCUCGAGACAGCACUACGAGGGGCCAUCAUCGCAGAUCGCUGGCCCAAGAGCGGCGUCGACAUUAUCAUCUCUGUCAUAGAAGGCGACCAGGACCGCAGCCUCAGCCUUGGUGCUCACGACGAGGCUUGGGACACGAUGAAUGUCUUGGCAGGAUGCAUCACGGUCGCAUCGGCAGCCCUGGCUGAUGCAGGCAUCGAUUGUGUCGAUACCGUCGCAGGGGGCGUGGCAGCCCUGGUGGGCGGCGGUGAGGGCAAAGAUACGGAACCCGAGGUGGUCGUCGACCCGCUAGCCUCGCAACACGACAAAGUGCUCGCAGCAUGUUGUGUCGCGUACCUACCAGAACGGGGCGAGAUCACAAACCUGUGGUUCAAGGGAGAUUUGCCUGCAGCAGAUGCCACCCUCUACACAGGGAUGAUUGAAAAGGGCAUCCUCGCCUCUCAAAGCGCUAACCGCGUUCUGGCCCUGGGAUUGCCGAACACGACAUGGGCAACAGCAAAUACCUAACCAGGCCGAGGACAAGAAGAGUCUUCACCGCGGUACAGAAGCUUUGAGUGGCUCAAUGAGACGUCAGUCCAUUGACGGUCAGGCAGCAGACCUUGCAAUAGCCGUCUUGAGCCACGGAAAAAGUUCGGCGGCCUCCCGCACCAGCCUGUGGCCUGGCAUCUCAAGUACAGGUUUGUCUUGUUGGGUCUUUGCGCACGUCCUUACGCCGUCACCCAAAAGCGAAUGAUUUGUGCUCAGGUUUCGUUGAAGCAGGAAAUCCGACACGAGAGACAAGGUAGAAUAGGGAGGGGUGGUGGUAGCUGUGGAGAUGUGGCGGAAGGUGGUCAAGUCUCCAAGUCUUGGUCACCUACCUACUUUGUAGGUGCCCAAGUACCUAGGUAGUUGAGGAGGUAUACUUGCUCAACCUGGCCGGUUGGAUUUUAGGAUCUGGUAUGGCCAUAACCCUCACUUCAGGGGCCGGUACGGAGUAAACCAAUCUCAACCUAUGAUCCUGCAAA